Messenger RNA from Calliphora vicina (urban bluebottle blowfly), 3811 nucleotides. RefSeq names its product probable phosphorylase b kinase regulatory subunit beta. The transcript is spliced from 17 exons. Gene Ontology annotation, molecular function: calmodulin binding. Bases 141 to 3440 code for a protein of 1099 amino acids. Lineage: Eukaryota; Metazoa; Arthropoda; Insecta; Diptera; Calliphoridae. Gene Ontology annotation, cellular component: phosphorylase kinase complex. The record is from RefSeq and is a predicted model, not a curated record. Gene Ontology annotation, biological process: glycogen metabolic process.
UGUCAAAUAAACGUCAAAUUUGACUUUUACAACUACUGUCCAAGGGUAUUUAUAUUACAGGAAAAGUUUUUUUUAUACACCAAUGCAAGAAAAUUUAUAAUUCUGCAAAAAAAUAUUUACAAUAUUAUACAUUUUAUACGAUGAGAGAUCCACCCAAAAAUUUGGGCAUUACUGUAACUACUCCUGGCAGUACUGUUACCUCGGGAGCACCAUCUACCUCAGGAAGACAAAAUAGUUUGGAAGAUAUAAACCUGGAUCAAUUUUUGAAAACAUCGAAUUACGAGGACACCGUAAAACAAUUGGAUAUUUAUUAUGGCAUUGUUAAACGACAAUUGUUACGUUUUCAAAGUCCCAUAACUGGAUUAUUUCCCGUUAUGAGUACUGAUCAUGAAAUUGGUUCCGUCCGCGACAGUGUCUAUUGUGCUGCUGCCGUAUGGAGUUUGUAUCAAGCCUAUCGGCGUAUAGAUGAUGAUCGUGGAAAAUCUUAUGAACUAGGCCAAUCUACUGUUAAAUGUAUGCGUGGCAUAUUGGAAUGUUGGAUUAAACAAGCGCCACGGGUUGAACUAUUCAAACAGAGACAGUCCAAUCAGCACGCAUUACAUAGUAAAUUUCAUCUGCACACGGGAGAAGAAAUAUAUUCGGAUGAUUUUUAUAACCAUUUACAAAUUGAUGUGGUCUCUCUUUAUAUAAUAUUUUUGGUGCAAAUGAUCACAUCAGGUUUACAAAUUAUAUAUACACAGGAUGAAGUGGCGUUUGUUCAAAAUUUAGUUUAUUAUGUUGAGCGUGCUUAUCGCACACCAGAUUUUGGUAUGUGGGAACGUGGUUCUAAAUAUAACAAUGGUACUCCCGAAAUACAUGCUUCCUCAAUUGGUAUGGCCAAAUCGGCUUUGGAAGCUAUUAACGGUUGUAAUUUGUUUGGUGAGAAGGGUGCUUCCUGGAGUGUUGUCUAUGUUGAUAUCGAUGCCCACAAUCGUAAUCGCAGUAUUUUUGAAACUAUGCUUCCUAGAGAAUCCAGUUCAAAGGGCGUUGAUGCUUCUCUAUUACUUACCUUAUCGUUCCCAGCGUUUGCUUCACAUGAAGACAGUUUAGUGGACCAAACCAAACAGAAUGUUAUAAAUCGUUUGCGUGGCAGAAAAGGUUUCAAGCGCUUCAGUCGUGAUGGUUUCUUGAGUAAAGUAGAGGAUAAAACUAGAAGGUACUAUCAUACAGGUGAAUUAAAGGAUUUUGAGGGUUUUGAAUGUGAAUGGCCGCUACUUUUCAUCGAAAUGAUAAUUGAUGGUGUGUUUAAAAAUAACAAUGAACAAAUUGAGGAAUAUCAAAAUGAGCUCAGAAAAUGUAUGUACGCUGACUCCUAUGGCGAUCCAGUGGUAACCAUGUAUUAUGCACCAGACGGUGAGGGUUCCUAUUUAAAAGCACCCACUCAAACGCUCUUCCUAUGGGGUCAAUCUAUGUUUAUAAUAGCCCAGCUUUUAACAGCCGGCCUAUUGCAUAUUAAUGAAUUAGACCCAAUACGUCGUUAUUUGCCCAGUUAUAAUAGACCUCGGCGAGCCGGUCGUUAUUCUGCUUUCCAGGGAAAAGCCUUCGAUGAAAAACACAACGCUAAACCUGGCACUGGUACUGCUACGGAUUUGGUAGUACAAAUUGUUUUAAUUGCUGAAUCUAUGCGUCUACAAGCUAUGAUGGCUACUUAUGGUAUACAAACUCAAACACCACAUGAAGUUGAACCCGUACAAAUUUGGUCUUCAACUGAACUGAUUAAAGUGUAUCAACAUUUGGGAGUGAAUAACAAAAUUGGUCUCUCCGGUCGUCCUUCAAGACCUGUAGGUUCUUUGGGCACUAGCAAAGUGUAUCGUAUUUGUGGCAUGACCGUACUCUGUUAUCCUUUGAUUUUCGAAGUAUCUGAUUUUUAUCUGUAUCGUGAUAUGGCUUUAUUGAUUGAUGACAUCAAAACGGAAUUACAAUUUGUGGGUAAAUAUUGGCGUUUAUCUGGUAGACCUACGGUGUGCCUGUUAAUACGCGAGGAACAUAUGCGUGAUCCUCAGUUUAAAGAAAUGUUGGAUUUAUUAGCCAUGCUUAAGAAGGGCUACUGCGAUGGCAUGAAAGUACGUAUAGGCCGAUUGCAAAAUUUAAUAAGUAGUUCUUGCAUGGAACAUCUGGAUUUUAUGAAUCAAAAUGAUUUAUCGGAUGAAGAAAAUGCUUUUGCUCAAAUCAAUCAUGAGUAUAUUGGCUAUCAAUCGUUAACAGAUGUACCUAAGGCCCAAACAUAUACAGAAGAAAAAAUAACAGUCGAGCACUAUAGUAACAAACCAACACAUGAAAUUAUCGAUGCCCUACGCAGUACUGAAUCUCUCUUCUGUCUCUGUCAACUUUGGGGCAUAUUGUUGAAUCGUGAGGAUUCUAAUUUUGAAGUGAACGGGCUGUCAGUUCACCAAGCUUUAACACAGUUGUAUCAUCGUGCUGGUUCCUUACGUUAUUGGCGUGCCGUACGCUAUUGUUCUUCUCUACUGCAUCACAUUGUUGACUCUAUUAGCCCUUUUAUUACCACUGUUCUGGUUAAUGGCAAAGAAUUGACUGUUGGCGUUAUUGGACAAAAGGAAACAGUAUUUGAUAAACCUAUGACACCGGCUGAAAUACGUGAUGUUAUGUAUAAUAGCGUCCAACCUUAUAAUGUUAUACAAGCUGUAUUACAACAAGAAGUUGUGCUAUAUUGUGGACGUCUAAUCGCCACUAAUCCCUCUAUGUUUAGAGGUAUUUUAAAGAUUCGUAUUGGUUGGGUUUUGGAAGCCAUGCGUAUUUAUCUGCAAAUCUCUGGGCAGGAAUCUAUAGAUGUAGAUAAUUUGUCACCCUUUCAAGUACGCAUCUUAUUACAAAAGGUUCUGACUGUCAGUGAGUGGGCCACAGAAGAAAGACUUACAACUUUACAAAAACGCCAACUGGAGGGUUGUUUAUGCAGAGUACCCAAAAACUUUUAUAACAAAAUUUGGGAAAUUUUACUCAGAACACCUUUGGGCAUAACCACACAAGGACAUUUAUUGCCAGCCUCACCUACCUUGAUUAACAUGAGCCGAGGUGAAUUAAACUUUUCGCUUUUAGUCGAAGAGACAUUAAUUUGUAUAGAGAAACCCGAAAGACGACAAAUAACUGUGGAAUUAUUAUGUAUUAUUGCAACAAUCUUAAGCAGAAAUCCUGAACUACACUUCAAGCAUGCUUUAGACUUGGAUGAGAUAUUAUUGGAAGCCUUUUUAAUGUAUUGCAAGGAUAAUAAUAUACAAGAUCAUAACAACGACAUGACACCAUUUUAUGCCUUGGUGUAUAAUGAAACCACCGGCUAUUUAGCUAGAGCUGCAGUGAAUAAAGUUUUACAAGGCGGUGCCUUUUCGACACAAGGUGAUGAAUUUACUGAUGAAAAUUUACAUGAUGAAACCUGUAAAGUCUCGUAAUUUUCUUUUAAUUUCUGUAGUUAUUUUAUGGUUAUUAUUUUUUUAUAACUCAACUAGAAUUUAAAUUUAUAACCCACCCCUUAACUUAUCUUAACCAUGACAGCAAUGCUCUUCUAUAAUGACAUUGAAAUUUAUGAAUUUAUUUUCUUUCUUUUUUCACAAUUAUUGUUCAACUUUUUUAGUUCCUUUUUGUUUUCCUCGAAAAUUUUUCUCAUCUAUUUCUCGAAACUUCUACUCUCUUAACACUUAAAUAAAUGUUUAUUAGCUAAGUUAUAUUACAAUGGAAUAAAAUUAAAUAUAUGUAUGUACAUCUUUAUUGUUUAUAAAUAAAAAAAAAAGAAAAAAACUAUAUGAAAAUCUAAAAAAAGAAA